AUGGACCAGUCGUUCGGCGAAUUGAUAUGUUCAAAUCUCUUUACCUUUCUAAUCGGCCCGCAGAAGGUGGCUUUCAAAGUACACUCCGAUGCGAUAGCGAAGCAAAGUCCGGCGCUGAGCGCUCUGGUCCACGGUGGAAUGAUUGAGGCAAAGUCCAGGCGGGUCGAGUGGCCAGACGUCGAUGAAGAUACAUUUGUUCGGUUUUGUGAAUUUUGUUACUCGAAUGAUUAUUCUGCGCCUGUUCACGAAAGGGUUGUCGUCAACGAGAAUAGGUGGGGUCCACGGCUAAGAGCGAGGCGGAAUGCAGUGGACUCGAAUUCUAGAGCGACCAGGUCUAAAGAGACGGAGCCCGAACCUCUGUCUCAGGGUCUGGUGGCAUUAUUCAAGUCAUGCGCUGGAUGGACGAGUUUGCAAAAGGCCAAGGAGAUCAGUCUGCUCUUAGAAAACGAAUACCCUCCUCCCAAGUUCUAUGCGCAGUGCUGUGGGCAAUUCGUGCCGGAGGGCGGUGAAUUUGUUAAAGAUUUCUGGACAUUGGUCUGGGGAGUCUCCGCUAAAUAG
Uncinocarpus reesii 1704 is the source of this 558-nucleotide messenger RNA. RefSeq lists its product as uncharacterized. The coding region runs from base 1 to 558 and encodes 185 amino acids. The record is from RefSeq and is a predicted model, not a curated record. Lineage: Eukaryota; Fungi; Ascomycota; Eurotiomycetes; Onygenales; Onygenaceae. The transcript is spliced from 3 exons.